AGCCAAGGAUUGUGACAUUUGUGGUGUUUUGAAAUUAAUCGAAUGGGACGACCGGUAGAAAAUCUAAAACCUUAUCUAAAACCGAUUUGACAUUAGUCAGUACGGUACCUUUGUUUACUAUCUGAGAAGGAACGUUUUCAUUGGUGCUUGCGAUGUAAAAGUUUGCGACGCGGAGGAAAUCUCUUGUUGAAUAUUCUCAGAUUUUUUUUAUUGUUACAAGUAAGGUGCCAUGAAUCGACCAAACCGGAUGCAGUUCGACCAAAUUUGUCGAUUGUGCUUGAACCUUUCUGAUUUGGUGAAUAUUUUCGAACGACAUCCGAAGACACAGAAAGAGUCGCUUGGUUUGCUAGUACGCGAGACCGUUGAAAUGCUGGGACUAGCGAUAGAACCAGAGGAUGGCCUUCCCAAAAAGAUAUGCGUUAAUUGCAAAGAUUUCUUACGACAGCUUUACAAAUUCAGGAACCAGUGUCAGGAAGCAAACGAUCUUCUGGUGGAAGCACUUACCUCUUCGUCCGCAGAACAAAAACAGCAGCUAGCGCAAGAGCCUCUGCUAGUGUCUCAUACCCAGUCAGUGCUUAAAAAUGAAUGUUUGGAGGAUGUUGAAAUAGAACCUAAUUUCGAAGCAGCACCUCAAAGUGUUCCAAUUCACCCCCCAGUUGAGGAAUCUAUUGCGGAAAUUGAUUCUUGCAGUAAUUUCUCGGACCAAGUGUGUGUGAAAAUAGAGUCACCAAACUCCCAACAGUUAUCGCAGAUUGUUGAACAUGUUGAGCACUAUGAAUUUCUAGAUGCCGAGGAAGAAAGUGUUCAAGAUGAAACAACAUAUGAUCACGUUGAUCUAAGAGAAACAGAGAUUGAGUCGGAGUAUGUAAUCGAAACAUACGACGAUAUUGCAUCGGACGAACAGAAUUCAGUAUUUCGUGAGGAUGGAGAGUAUACUGAAUGCAAGCCUGAACAUGACAAAGUGAACGAACGCCAACAGGUAUUCGAACAGUUGGAUAUCUCUGCAAUGAAAUCAAACAAAGGACAGUUGUGUAAGAUGUGCGGCAAAUUUUCCACUUGCUUAAAAUAUCAUAUGAUGUGCCAUACCGGAGAACGACCAUUCGCUUGUAAUCAAUGUGAAAAAUCUUUCCGAACCGCCACUAAACUGAGAAUACAUGUAAAUUGUGUACAUCUCAAGGUCAGAAAGUACACUUGUGAUGUAUGUAACAGGAAAUUUCUCGACUCUGGUAAUUUACGAAAUCACAAAGUUAUCCAUAGUGGCGAACGUAAGUAUGUAUGCAAUUACGAAGGAUGCAACAAAACGUUUGCCCUACCGGGAACACUGACUGUUCACAAAAAAUCUCACACCCAGGAUAAACAGUUUGCUUGCGAUUAUUGCUCCAAGUUGUUUCUUUACAAGUGGCUUCUAGUGAAGCAUCUGAGGACGCAUACCGGCGAAAAACCGUAUCAAUGCGAUGUUUGCCAAAAAAAGUUUUCAACAACUACUCACAUGCAUACGCAUAAGAAGAAGAUACAUGAUCGUACCCAAGAGAAAUCGCCCAGAAAACUUGUGGCCUUUAAAAGGGAACUGCACACAGAACCGAAUGAUUUGUGUGAGUCAGAACUAAUUAUUGGUGCUGAAAAUUAGGAUGUUUUAAAGCACUUGAGCUCUUAGUACUAGCAAUAGAGUUAGUUACAUAACAUAUGCGUGAUGUUGCACGCCUGCACGUGCCGUAAACUGUUAAACUCGUCGUCAUCGUACAAAAACCAUGCUCUGAUUAGCAUUCGCUUACUUUUUACGCUGAGAUAAUGAUGAUGUCGGUAGAUAUGUAAAUAUACUAAGUAAAAUGCACGCAAGUGUUCA
This is a messenger RNA of Topomyia yanbarensis, 1843 nucleotides long. Its product is annotated as zinc finger protein 28 homolog. The coding region runs from base 230 to 1627 and encodes 465 amino acids. Gene Ontology annotation, molecular function: RNA polymerase II cis-regulatory region sequence-specific DNA binding; zinc ion binding; DNA-binding transcription factor activity, RNA polymerase II-specific. Gene Ontology annotation, cellular component: nucleus. The record is from RefSeq and is a predicted model, not a curated record. Gene Ontology annotation, biological process: central nervous system development; regulation of transcription by RNA polymerase II. Lineage: Eukaryota; Metazoa; Arthropoda; Insecta; Diptera; Culicidae. The transcript is spliced from 3 exons.